AUGCAGUCGAUAUGGGAUCGAUCGAUACACGGCCACUGUCUUGAUCUUACGGCCAUAGCUUUUGCAGGGGCUGCAUGUACCCUGACAUACGACGUCAUUCUCAUUAUUUUACCGCUUCCUGAGCUGAUCAAGCUGAAACUUGAAACACGAAAAAAGUUGCUGUCUAUUUUGUUGCUAACCUUAGGCUCAUUUGCAUGCGUUGCAAGCAUGAUUCGAAUCAAGUAUUUGGUCUCAUAUGCUGAGUAUUCUUUUGACCCCACCUGGGACAAUGUGGAUGUUGUCAUUUGGUCACUCAUUGAGGUCAAUUUCGCAAUGAUAUGUGGCAGCCUCCCUAUGUUGCGACCCAUAUGCAGCAAAAUACGCAAGUGGAUUGCCCCUUGUAGUUCUAUGAUACGGGAUAAAUCUCAUGUUGAGAGCGGAGACCAAACGAAAUCGACGAAAUCUAGCCUUUCGUAUGGCCCUGGCUCGUCAUACCCGUUGUGCAACUCUCCGCAUAAACAAGAUUCAGAGUCAGGCAAGAACCGUUCUAUGACCAGCCAGUAUUCAUAG
Molecule: messenger RNA, 549 nt
Organism: Colletotrichum truncatum
Lineage: Eukaryota; Fungi; Ascomycota; Sordariomycetes; Glomerellales; Glomerellaceae
Product: CFEM domain containing integral membrane protein
Source: RefSeq, a predicted model, not a curated record